Lepus europaeus (European hare) is the source of this 3833-nucleotide messenger RNA. RefSeq names its product NUMB endocytic adaptor protein (gene NUMB). Gene Ontology annotation, molecular function: cadherin binding. The transcript has 15 exons. The record is from RefSeq and is a predicted model, not a curated record. NCBI's taxonomy places the organism in Eukaryota, Metazoa, Chordata, Mammalia, Lagomorpha, Leporidae. Bases 532 to 2493 code for a protein of 653 amino acids.
CGCUUGGUGGCUACUGGCGGCCGAGGUAGAAGCAGUGGCGCUGGAGUUGGCCGGGGCCAGCGGCAGGCACGUUAACAGGGAUGUGGAUCAGAAGUGGAGAAGCCAGAACUUGAACUGGUGUUCCAGUAUGAGAUGCUGCUUAACCUGUUGCAUCAUGAUACCAGCCCCUGCUUGCUAUUUUCUUGAUGAAAGAAUCUUAAAGGGGUAGAAGUUGUAGGAAGUGACUGCGAUUUGGAGCUUCAGCAACUUCUUCCAGGGAAGAGUGCCAGUGCAGCUGCUGUCACAACCCAAGAACUUAACCCAAAUCCAUAGAUUGGAAUAUUGGUGGGCCAGCAAUCAUCAGACACUUCACUUAGGACAGAUGAGGAAAUUGAGACUUGGUGAAGUUUCGAAACUUGUCCAAAGUCACACAGCUUGUAAAGGGCACAGCCAAGAAUCAGAGCCAGUGGUACCUUUGGCAUUUAACACCUGCAUGAAAUUAGAGUCUCCUGAAAAAGGAAGUCUAGCUAAUUUAAGAUUGUAAAAAUUAAAAUGAAUAAACUGCGACAGAGUUUCAGGAGAAAGAAAGAUGUUUAUGUUCCAGAGGCUAGUCGUCCACAUCAGUGGCAGACAGAUGAAGAAGGGGUUCGUACUGGAAAAUGUAGCUUUCCAGUUAAGUACCUUGGCCAUGUAGAAGUUGAUGAAUCAAGAGGAAUGCACAUCUGUGAAGAUGCUGUCAAGAGAUUGAAAGCUGAAAGGAAGUUCUUCAAAGGCUUCUUUGGAAAAACUGGAAAGAAAGCAGUUAAAGCAGUCCUGUGGGUAUCAGCAGAUGGACUUAGAGUUGUGGAUGAGAAAACUAAGGACCUCAUAGUUGACCAGACAAUAGAGAAAGUUUCUUUCUGUGCCCCAGAUAGGAACUUUGAUAGAGCCUUUUCUUACAUAUGUCGUGAUGGCACCACUCGGCGCUGGAUCUGUCACUGCUUCAUGGCUGUCAAGGACACGGGUGAAAGAUUGAGCCAUGCAGUAGGCUGUGCUUUUGCAGCCUGUCUAGAACGUAAGCAGAAGCGGGAGAAGGAAUGUGGAGUAACUGCUACUUUUGAUGCCAGUCGGACCACUUUUACAAGAGAAGGAUCAUUCCGCGUCACAACAGCCACUGAACAGGCAGAAAGAGAAGAGAUCAUGAAACAAAUGCAAGAUGCCAAGAAAGCUGAAGCAGAUAAGACAGUUGUUGGCUCAUCGGUGGCCCCUGGCAACACUGCCCCAUCUCCAUCCUCUCCCACCUCUCCCACCUCGGAUGCCACCUCCUCUCUGGAGAUGAACAAUCCUCAUGCCAUCCCACGCCGGCAUGCCCCGAUUGAACAGCUUGCUCGCCAAGGCUCUUUUCGAGGAUUUCCUGCUCUUAGCCAGAAGAUGUCACCCUUUAAACGCCAGCUAUCCCUGCGCAUCAACGAGUUGCCCUCCACUAUGCAGAGGAAGACUGAUUUCCCUAUUAAAAAUCCAGUGCCAGAGGUAGAAGGGGAGGCAGAGAGCAUCAGCUCCCUGUGCUCACAGAUCACCAGUGCCUUCAGCACACCCUCUGAGGACCCCUUCUCAUCUGCUCCAAUGACCAAACCAGUGACAGCAGUGGCACCACAAUCUCCUGCCUUCCAAGCUAAUGGCACUGACUCAGCCUUCCAUGUGCUUGCUGCUAAGCCAGCCCAUACCGCUCUAGCACCCAUAGCAUUGCCUGUGCGUGAAACCAACCCUUGGGCCCAUGCCCCUGAUGCUGCUAACAAGGAAAUUGCAGCCACACGUUCGGGGACCGAAUGGAGUCAGUCAUCUGGUGCUGCCUCUCCAGGUCUUUUCCAGGCUGGUCACAGACGCACUGCCUCUGAGGCUGACCGCUGGUUAGAAGAGGUGUCGAAGAGUGUCCGGGCUCCGCAGCCCCAGGCCGCAGCUGCCCCUCUGCAGCCAGUUCUCCAGCAUCCUCCACCCACUGCCAUCUCCCAACCAGCACCACCUUUCCAAGGGAAUGCAUUCCUUACCUCUCAACCUGUGCCAAUGGGUGUGGUCCCACCCCUGCAGCCAGCCUUUGUCCCUGCCCAGACCUAUCCUGUGGCCAAUGGGAUGUCCUAUCCAGCCCCUAAUGUGCCUGUGGUGGGCAUGACUCCCUCCCAGAUGGUAGCCAACAUGUUUGGCACUGCAGGCCAUCCCCAGGCUGUGCUCCCCCAUCAGUCACCCAGCUUGGCCAAGCAGCAGACAUUCCCGCAGUACGAGUCAAGCAGUGCUACUGCCAGUCCCUUCUUUAAGCCUCCUGCUCAGCACCUCAACGGCUCUGCAGCUUUCAAUGGUGUAGACAAUGGCAGGUUGGCUUCAGGAGACAAGCACCCGGAGAUUCCUGCAGGCACCUGUACAGUGGAUCCUUUUGAAGCUCAGUGGGCUGCAUUAGAAAGCAAGUCCAAGCAGCGUACUAAUCCCUCCCCUACCAACCCUUUCUCCAGUGAUUUACAGAAGACAUUUGAAAUUGAACUGUAAGCAAUCUCUGUGGUUUAUGUAUCUUGUCCACACUUAGGCGAAGGGGUAGAAAGGUCAAAGGAGCCUUUGUCUUCCUGAUCAGGACACUUUUCACUAACCCCAAAAAGUCCCCAAGAACAAGUCCAGGCACAGAGUACAGUGAGGGAUGAUUUUGAAAAGAAGUGGGGAAAACCAUUCCUAGAGAAGCCUGUCUUGGAAGUAGGCUAAAGAAAUCAAGGGCGCGCCCUCUGUACCCUCUCCUCCCUUGUGCCCUUCCAGAUCUCUGGUGGCAGACAGGCAGAAGUAUCUGAAUAGAAAUCUACAUUCAAAGCACAUUUACUGGGAUAUGAAAUACAAUGGGAAGCAAAGCAGUCUUCCUUUUGUUUUCCAGGCCAUCCACCUGCCUUCUCUCAGUACUGGUCUGUCUUAGAGACAAGAACAGAGCAUUUGUGCUCUAGCUGGGAACAGAGAGGCUGUGCUGCCAGAAUUCCUGGGAGGCCACAUCAGCAACUACCCAGCAGAGCUAUAUUGUGGGGGUAAAGUUAAGCUUCCAUUUUGGGUAACAGAAUUAAAUAUUAUAAAUAUAUAUAUAUCAAAAAGCCAAAAUCUUUAUUUUUAUGCAUUUAGAAUAUUUUAAAUAGUUCUCAAUAUUAAAAACUUGUAUGAGUUGUAAGUAAUCUUGCCAAAAGUAAAAGGGUUAGUUGUAAGAAAUUGUAUAUAAGAUUGAUUUAUCAUUGAUGCCUAUUGAAGUAAAAAGCGCAAGCGUCAGAAGUCACAGAUGGAUCCCUAGCUUGUUUGAGAUUGUAUUCAUUGUGAGUAGCACACUGCAGCAACAAUCAUGCUUGUGACCAAUACCGUCACUAGGCUGUAGUUUUAAAGACAGUGAAACAGCAGUAUUGUCCUGGUUUUAAAACUCUGAUGAAAAUCUAAUGUCAUUAUUUUAAUGCAAUCAAUCUAAAUAUGCUCUAUAGAGAAUGUUAUCUUUUAUAUAUUGCUGCAAUUUCCUUAUGUUAGUCUUUUAACACUAAGGUGACAAUGACAUAAUCACAUCCAUAGAAGGGAAUGCAGGUUCCUGUCUUGGUUUGUAAUGUCGGUCCUGGUGGGUUUUGUUUCGUCCUUUAAAUUUUUUUCCUCCAGGUUUUGUGGGGAUGGGAAUUCUGGUUUUGGUAGCUUUGUGUGUCCGCUGCCCCCUUUGGUGAGCAGAGCGUCCCAUUGCCAGCUGACCUCGGGUAAUGUGUGAUCCCAUCUCAUUUUUACUUUGGAACGUUGGCCUUACAAUCAAAUGUAAGUUAUAUAUAUAUAUAUUUGUACUGAUGAGAAUUUAUAAUCUGCUUUAACAAAAAUAAAUGUUCGUGGUAGAA